Messenger RNA from Peromyscus leucopus (white-footed mouse), 1528 nucleotides. Its product is annotated as gasdermin-E-like. Gene Ontology annotation, cellular component: cytoplasm. Gene Ontology annotation, biological process: programmed cell death. NCBI's taxonomy places the organism in Eukaryota, Metazoa, Chordata, Mammalia, Rodentia, Cricetidae. The record is from RefSeq and is a predicted model, not a curated record.
CUUCAGUCAAAGCCUGACCUGGGCAGUUGGCAACCUCCCCGGUAUCCCCGGAAGGAAGAGAGGCAGUGUCUGUCAGCAGCUGCCUCCCUGCUGCCUGGAGCGCCUUUGCCUCUGCCGCCAGGGUCCCCGAGUCCGGGUCCAGCCCCGCCUCCAGCGCGGUGCCUCUGCUUGUGGCCCCGCUGAGACUCCCUGGGGCAGGACUGAACAAAGGUCCGGCCCGCCCUGCUCCUCCGCCUGAGAGUCCCGGGAACGCGCCUGCAGGAACCGAGCACGUGCAGGACCGAGCUGCAGCGCGCGGGUAAUCCGAACCUGACAAAAUGUUUGCCAAAGCGACUCGGAAUUUCCUCAAAGAAGUGGAUGCUGGAGGGGACCUGAUCUCAGUCUCACACUUGAAUGACUCGGACAAGCUGCAGCUUCUGAGUCUGGUGACCAAAAAGAAGAGAUACUGGUGCUGGCAGAGACCCAAGUACCAGUUUUUGUCUGUCACCCUGGGAGAUGUUCUCACAGAGGGGCAAUGCUCAGUCCAGUGGUUGUGGAGUCAGACUUCGUGAAAUAUGAAAGCAGGUUUGAGAACCACACGAGCGGGAGCAUCGGGACGGUUGUGGGGAAGGUCAAGCUGAACGUGGGCGGCAAAGGCCUGGUGGAGGGUCGCUCAUCGUUUGGAACCCUGAGGAAGCAGGAGGUGGACCUGCAGCAGCUCAUCCAGGAUGCAGUCGGGAGAACAAUUAAUCUGGACAACCCGGUGCUCCAGCAGGUGCUAGAGAGGAGGAACGAGGUCCUGUGCGUGCUGACACAGAAGAUCGUGACCACGCAGAAGUGUGUGAUCUCUGAGCAUGUGCAGACGGAGGAGAAGUGUGGAGGCAUGGUGGGGAUCCAGACCAAGACUGUGCAGGUGUCAGCAAUGGAGGACGGGACCCUCAUGAAGGACACAAAUGUGGUGCUGGAGAUCCCUGCUGCCACCACCAUCGCCUGUGGCAUCAUCGAGCUGUAUGUGAAACAGGACGGCCAGUUUGAAUUCUGUCUCCUGCAAGGGAAACAUGGUGGCUUUGAGCACGAGAGGAAAGUUGACUCUGUCUACUUGGACCCCAUGGCCUACAGAGAAUUUGCAUUCCUGGACAUGCCAGAUGGGGUCAAGAGAAUCUCUUCCCAAGAUGGGCCACUACAUAUUUUAAAACAAGCUUCCCUGGUUCUUGAGAAUCACUCAGGUACCAACUCUGAACCUGGAGUCCUUUGGAAGGACUGCAUCCGUGCACCUAGAGAGGAGCUUCCAGCCUUCGCAGUGUUACCUGCUCAGCAGCAGAUGGCGCUGUCCCGUCUCCUGCAGAAAGUCCUGUUCGAUGAGGAACUCCUUAAGGCCCUGGAGCAAGCUAUAUUGGCGAUGAAGGAGCUAACAGACAGUCAGCAGCAGGACCUCACAGCCUUCCUGCAGCUGGUGGGGUGCAGGGUACAGGGUGAGCGUCCUGGCCCGAAGGAUGAGGUCAGCAACCAGAAGCUCUUUGCCACAGCCUACUUCCUGUCAGUGCACUAG